This is a messenger RNA of Sesamum indicum (sesame), 1133 nucleotides long. It is a transcript of the gene PDE337, whose product is annotated as VQ motif-containing protein. NCBI's taxonomy places the organism in Eukaryota, Viridiplantae, Streptophyta, Magnoliopsida, Lamiales, Pedaliaceae. Gene Ontology annotation, cellular component: nucleus. The record is from RefSeq and is a predicted model, not a curated record.
UAUAUAAGCAUAACACCCUCACUUUCACCCCAACUUUUUCCUUCCAUUAACAUCAGACUAAAACAAAGGAAAAAGCAACCCUUUUAUCAAAACACACAUACACACAAAUUUGUUCCGAAUUUCACUAUCAUACUUAAUUGGAAAGAGAGCCAUGAGCCCUUCAAAGUUUCAAGAUAGUGAGGUGACGACAAAGGGGGUGAUCAACGGUCCACGUCCGUCGCCGUUGAGAAUCAACAAAGAUUCUCAUGCGAUCCACAAACCUUCUUCUUCUCCUUCUUCACAUCAACCAGUUAACGAGAAUUCAGCCCAUCUUGCUUCGGGUCCCAAGCAGCAGCAGCAACAGCAGCAGCAGAGUCUGUCAGCCAAACGACAGCCCGUCAUCAUAUACACACACUCUCCAAAAGUCAUCCAUGCACAGGCACGCGAUUUCAUGUCCCUGGUGCAGAAACUCACCGGCCUCUCGCGCUCAUCGGAGGAUGAAAAGACGACGACGACCACCGUGAAAUCCGAGUCGUCGGAGUCGACCAAGGACGACAGCGGCUCCUUAUCCGAAGAAAAGGACUGUGGGGUUAACAAGAAUGUCGUGUACGAGGAUAAUGAGUCGUCUUCUGUUUUGACGACGGACGACAAGUUUGUCGGGGAAGUUAAGGAUUCAUCCGCCAUUUCUCCGAUGUACAAAGUGUCUAAUCCCUACUUGGUUGAUGCUCCACUCUUCACCCCGAAUUCUAACGAUCAAUUUUUCUGUUCGUCGAGGCCGAAUUCUCUGUUUCAAUCCCCGAGAAUGGCUAAUCCGAUUUCACCUUCGUUCAUGGAUUUCAUGAAAGGGUUCCCCGAUUACUGAGUGGAGGGAUACAUACGUAAUGUGUGGGAUUGGAGGUGAAAUCAUUCCAUUUAAUUAAUUCGUUUUUAGUCUUGAUUAUAUAGGAUUUUGGUUUAAUUUUAGUUUUGGUUUACCAUCAUAUUGCUUAGGAAGAUUGAUCGGAUAGCGAUCGAUGAAAAAGCACAGAUUAAGGUGAAUUGUUAGAAAAUUGUUUGAGAUUUAUAUUUAUUCUUUAGCCAUCUAAGGGAGGGUUGAUGUCCUUCCAGGUUUGUGCUGUCAAUAAAUUAAAUUUCGUUGACCUUUUCUAUUUCAA